Messenger RNA from Striga hermonthica, 1444 nucleotides. The record is from the annotation of a GenBank genome assembly. NCBI's taxonomy places the organism in Eukaryota, Viridiplantae, Streptophyta, Magnoliopsida, Lamiales, Orobanchaceae.
GAAUAACAAGUGUAAUAUCCACUAAAGCAAAGCUUAAGUAUAUAACACCAACAGAGACCGCGGAGGUCGAAAACCGAGCGUCGAGACUGCGGAGGUCGAAAACCGAGCAUCGAGAACGUGGAGGUCGAAUAUCGAGAGUCGAGAUCGCGGAGGUCAAAAACCGAGAGUCGAGACCGCGGAGGUCGAAAAGCGAGCGCCGAGACCGCGGAGGUCAAAAACCGAACGUCGAGACCGCGGAGGUCGGAAACCGAGCGUCGAGACCGUGGAGGUCGAAUAUCGAGAGUCGAGACCGCAAAGGUCGAAAACCGAGCGUCGAAACCGUGGAGGUCGAAUAUCGAGAGUCGAGACCGCGGAGGUCGAAAACCGAGCGUCGAGACCGCGGAGGUCGAAAAUCGAGCGUCGAGACCGCGGAGGUCGAAAACCGAGAAUCAAGAGACUACAAAUGUGUAAUGAAUGAAUGGAGAUCAUCAGAGAAAGGAAUACCUUACCCCCCUUUUAUAGGGGAAAUGUACCUUUUGUCCAAGUUGGGCUUGACCCAUAUCGCGGUGACAUAUGUCUUUAGUCUGCACGUGGGCUUAUCUUCCGAAAUGUAUUUCGUGGAGCAGAAGAUGCCGAGUGAGGAUGUGACUUGGCCGAAGACGAGGUUUACAGGCCCAAUUCGACCUAGGUCGGAUAUUUACUAUCGCUUUAACCGAGAUUAUGGUCACACCUCGGAGAACUGCAGACAUUUGAAAGAUGAGAUCGAGAGGAUGAUUCGAGCGGGAUAUUUGAAAGAAUUUGUGUAUCAUGAUAGGGUGAAAGGGAAAGGAAGGAGAAGGUGUAGGGAGGACUCGGAGGAGAGGAGUGAUAAAGAUGAGGAGGGAGAUAGCGGAGAUGGUCGAGAUGGUAGAGGAAAGAAGCCAAGGAGAGAUGGUGAUAAGGGAGGGCAUGGAGGAGACGCCCCGAUGAAGAGAGGGACGAUUUACAUGAUUUCCGGCGGGCCAACAGAUGGUGACUCGAAUAGGGCCAGGAAGGAGCAUGCUCGAGCUGUGAAGAGGAAGAGAGAGGAGGUGGGGAUUAUGGCUCGCAUGCCGGUGAUAAAUUUCAAGGCGGAGGAUGCCGAGGGAGUGGUCUUACCACACAAUGAUGCUUUAGUGAUAACUGCGGAAGUUGCAGGCUUUUACGUGAAGAGGGUGUUUAUUGAUACCGAGAGUUCGGUAGAUGUUAUGUUCUAUGAUUGUUUUAUGCAAAUUAAUAAGGAGCUGAAGCCGGUGACCACGGCACUCUACGGCUUUAACGGGGAAGAAGUUAUGCCGAUGGGAGAGGUCAGUUUUCCCGUGGCAUUGGGAUCGGGAGAGCUGAGGAAGGUGCGCAUGGUGAGAUUUGCGGUCGUAGGAGCUGAGUCGUCCUACAACAUCAUCAUGGGGCGGACGAACUUGAAUGCAUUCCAGACGGUCGUAUCCAC